AUGGAGGUGGUUAAGACUUCACUUACCAAUUUUUCCAAGGAAUGGGUCGUUGAACCCUACGCGCGGCUGAAGUGGGGUUUCAUCCCAGUGAGAAGAAUCGUGGAUGAGAACGAGGUCGAGAGCGAAGAGGAGCACAGCGAGCAGGUGGUGGAGGAAGCCUUUUCGGACAAACAGGUGUCGGACGACAGGAAAACGGAGCUAGAGGUGGAACAAAAAAGCUCUGUGUCAAACUCCGGCGGCGCCGGGGAAAUGGAGUACCGUGACGAGGCGAACCGCAAGUGGUGGUCGUUCUUCAACGAGCAGGAGUACCGGAUGCCCCAGAAGCGCGCCAACAGCGCCAAGUGGUGGCAGUGGUUCGGGUCGGACGUGCCCGCGCAGGAGAAGAAGCUGCUGCUGAAGCUCGACAUCCUGCUGGCGUUCUACUCGUGCAUGGCGUACUGGGUCAAGUACCUCGACACCGCGAACCUGAACAACGCGUACGUUUCGGGGCUCAAAGAAGAGCUGAACUUUAAGGGCAACGAGCUGGUGGAGACACAGGCGAUGUACACUGUAGGCAACAUUGUGUUCCAGCUGCCCUUCAUUUUCUUCCUCGACAAGGUGCCUCUGAACUAUGUUCUGCCCGCGCUCGAUCUUUGCUGGUCGAUCCUGACAAUCGGCGCGUCCCAGGUGGACUCUGUGCCACACUUGAAGGCCAUUCGUUUCUUCAUCGGUGUUUUCGAGGCGCCCUCAUACCUGGCGUACCAGUACCUGUUCGGUAGUUUCUACAAGCACGACGAGAUGGUGCGCCGCUCCGCGUUCUACUAUCUGGGUCAAUACGCGGGUAUCCUUUCUGCCAGUGGUAUCCAGUCUGCUAUCUACGCGGCUAUGGAUGGAAAGCACGGGCUAUCAGGCUGGAGAUGGAACUUCAUCGUUGACGGCCUCAUCUCCGUGGUCGUUGGCCUCAUCGGCUUUUACUCGCUGCCUGGAGACCCUCACAACUGCUACUCCAUCUUUCUGACCGAUGACGAGAUUAGGCUGGCGCGCAAGCGUCUGCGCGAAAACAACACCGACAAAUCCGACUUUUCCUCCAAGGUCUUGGACAAGGCUGUCUGGAAGAGAAUCUUCACUAACUGGAGAAUAUACGUUUUGACUCUGUGGAACAUUUUCUGCUGGAACAACAACAAUGGUACUUCGGGAGCCUACCUACUGUGGGUUAAGUCGCUCAAGAAGUACUCGGUCGCGAAGGUCAACCAGCUUGGUAUGAUCACCCCUGCCCUUGGUAUGGUUUACCUGUUUGGCACGGGUGUGUUCGCUGAUAAACUCCACAGUAGAUGGGGCGCCAUUAUAGUGACCCAAAUCUUCAACUUUAUCGGCAACGUAAUUUUGGCGGUCUGGGCUGUGCCUGAAAGCGCCAAAUGGUUUGCGUUCAUGCUGCAGUACUUUGGCUGGGCCAUGGCUCCCGUCCUGUAUUCUUGGCAGAACGAUAUCUGCCGCCGUGAUUCGCAGGCGAGAGCUAUUACUUUGGUGGUUAUGAACAUGCUUGCUCAGACUACAACCGCCUUUAUGUCGGUCCUGGUGUGGAAGACUACCGAGGCUCCAAGAUAUUUGAAAGGUUACACAUGGACCGCAGUCUGCGCCUUCUGUCUAUCUGCGUGGACCAUCCUUGUGUUGUGGCUUUACAAGCGUGAUGAAAAACAGCACGCUGAGGAGAACGGGAUAAUUAUUUACAAUUCAAAGACAGGCGAGAACUACCCACCUGAGAAGCAGAACGCUUAG
Messenger RNA from Lachancea thermotolerans CBS 6340, 1755 nucleotides. RefSeq names its product putative permease SEO1 (gene SEO1). NCBI's taxonomy places the organism in Eukaryota, Fungi, Ascomycota, Saccharomycetes, Saccharomycetales, Saccharomycetaceae. The transcript has a single exon. Gene Ontology annotation, cellular component: membrane. The record is from RefSeq and is a predicted model, not a curated record. Gene Ontology annotation, biological process: transmembrane transport. Bases 1 to 1755 code for a protein of 584 amino acids. Gene Ontology annotation, molecular function: transmembrane transporter activity.